GUACUGAAGACCUCAGGGCUUCACGGCAGCAGGUAGUGAGCAGCAGCAACAAUGGAGGCCAUAUUGUCGCAAUGGGUUCAGAAGUAUCACGAUUUCAUGAAAGGAGCAGACGCACAGAUACAGGAUUACCCCCUUAUGAAGUCUCCUAUCCUCCCUGGCGCCAUACUGCUAAGUUAUGUGUUCUUUGUGUUGUCCCUUGGACCACGAAUUAUGGCAAAUCGGAAGCCAUUUGACCUGAAGCCAUUGAUGGUUGUUUAUAACUUUGGCCUUGUGGCAUUUUCUGCUUUCAUUGUAUAUGAGUUCCUCAUGUCGGGUUGGUUAACUGGGUACACGUGGCGCUGUGACCCUGUGGAUGUGUCCGAUAAUCCAAUGGCCUUAAGGAUGGUUCGAGUUGCCUGGAUGUUCUUGUUCUCAAAAUUUAUUGAGCUCCUCGAUACUGUUUUCUUUGUCUUGAGAAAGAAGAAUGAGCAGAUCACGUUUUUGCACAUCUUCCAUCACUCUGUUCUGCCCUGCAAUUGGUGGUGGGGAGUGAAAUUUGGUCCAGGCGGUAUGGGCUCUUUUCAUGCUAUGAUCAAUUCCCUGGUUCAUGUCAUUAUGUACUUAUACUAUGGACUGUCUGCUGCUGGACCACGUUUCCAGAAAUACCUUUGGUGGAAGAAACACAUGACAGCCAUUCAACUGAUCCAAUUUGUAUUGGUCUCCAUUCACAUCUCACAGUAUUACUUCAUGCCCAGCUGUGGGUACCAGUACCCCAUCUUUAUUCACCUCAUCUGGAUUUAUGGCACAGUCUUCUUCAUGUUAUUUUCCAAUUUCUGGUACCAGGCCUACACCAAGGGAAAACGUCUGCCGAACGGUAAUGCAGCUGUCAAUAGCGCCAUACAUCAGAACGGCAAAGCCAAAAAUGGCAAACCCAAGUCCAACUAGACCCAAGCACCUGAAGACGUGAGUGUGCGAAAUCUUCAUACGCACAAAUGCAGCAGGUGCAAAGGAAGGUCUUGCCACCAUUAUUAACAUGCCCAGCUGUGUGAUGGCCAGUAAAAAUAAACUGCCAAACUGUUAUCUGAGUGCAACUGGGGAAUUCACCAGCCAAAUGAAGUGCCUAAAAGACUGUUUAAACCAAAAGUCUGAAUCCAAGCUACCCUAUGUUCCUUCCCUCUGCUAUAGCUACUCUUUCUGCCUGCAGUAUGAAGACACUCCUGAGCAGUCCAUGAAGAAUCCAGCCCACUCCAGCAAUGCAAUAAACCACAUGUAUGUGCUCUUUACUGUACUAACCGGUCCCACAAGGUUACCGGCUGUCAGAUUCCAGUAAAUCUGGGUCAGACAGAUGACAUUUCCUCACUAACUCCUGUUUGCUUUCAUAUCACUUUGCAGUGGAAAUGUUUUUUGGUUUUAGGGAGAUAUUUCUGCAUUGCUAAGGAAAAGUGCAUGGAUUCUGAAAUACUUGAAUACAGGGACAUCUGUGAGUUGUACAUUUA
Molecule: messenger RNA, 1475 nt
Organism: Bombina bombina (fire-bellied toad)
Lineage: Eukaryota; Metazoa; Chordata; Amphibia; Anura; Bombinatoridae
Product: elongation of very long chain fatty acids protein 1-like
Biological process (GO): very long-chain fatty acid biosynthetic process; fatty acid elongation, saturated fatty acid; fatty acid elongation, monounsaturated fatty acid
Cellular component (GO): endoplasmic reticulum; endoplasmic reticulum membrane
Molecular function (GO): fatty acid elongase activity
Source: RefSeq, a predicted model, not a curated record